GCCGGGGCUACUUCCGUUCUUAUAUAUAUAUAUUAGGCACAGAUCAGAACACAGCUGAUGAGAGAUUAGCUUACUUACACUGGUACUGCAUUUACAUAUAUAUGGCGGAAGAGGAAGCAAUUUGCAGCUCCGCUGCCGUCCCCCAGCCCCAGGCGUUGCCACUCCAAGACCGAGUGGCGAUCGUCACCGGCGGAUCUCGCGGGAUCGGCCGAGACAUCUGUCUCCACCUCGCCUCCCUCGGCGCCAAGCUCGUCAUCAACUACCACUCCAACUCCUCUCAAGCCUGUCUCCUCGCAGACCAGAUCAACGGCCGGGCCGGCGAGGCUUCUUCCCUAAAGCCGCAGGCCAUCACCGUGCAAGCGGACGUUUCCGACGCCGCCCAGGUGAAGUCCCUCUUUGACGCGGCGGAGUCAGCCUUCAACGCCCAGCCCCACAUCCUGGUCACCUCCGCAGGCAUCACCCAGCUCACCCGCUCCGCCCUCUUCGACACCAGCGUGGAGGAGUUCGACAGGGUGUUCGGAGUCAAUGCCAGGGGCAGCUUCCUCUGCCUGAAGGAGGGUGCCAGCCGGCUGAAGCGCGGCGGCGGGGGCCGGAUCAUAUGCGUGACGACGUCGCUGGUGGCUUCAUUGAAGCCCGGUUUGGGGACGUACACGGCGUCAAAGGCGGCGGUGGAGGCGAUGGUGAAGAUACUGGCGAAGGAGCUGAAGGGGACGCGGAUCACGGCCAACUGCGUGGCGCCGGGGCCGAUCGCGACGGAUAUGUUGAUGGAGGUGAUGAGUAGUGAAGCAGCGAUCCGGAAGCUGGUGGAAGAGUGCCCGCACGGCCGGGUCGGGCAGCCGGAGGACGUGGCUCCGAUGGUGGGGUUCUUGGCAACGGAUGGUGCAGAGUGGGUUAAUGGUCAGGUCAUUCGCGUCAACGGCGGCUACGUCUAAUUAGUAGGUAUAUAUAUAGAAGGAUGAUUCCUUCCUUCAUUUAUAUGGCAUGGAUAAUUGAUGCAGGUGUUGUACGCUACGCGAUUGAACUCUCUCUCUCUCUCUUUGGAUGGAUGGAUGGAUUGUGUGUUUUUCUUGA
Messenger RNA from Diospyros lotus (date-plum), 1071 nucleotides. RefSeq names its product NADPH-dependent aldehyde reductase-like protein, chloroplastic. The record is from RefSeq and is a predicted model, not a curated record. Lineage: Eukaryota; Viridiplantae; Streptophyta; Magnoliopsida; Ericales; Ebenaceae. The coding region runs from base 102 to 932 and encodes 276 amino acids. The transcript has a single exon.